AUGACCAUUUACGGUUUUUAUAUAUUUGAUAGGCACUGUGAAUGUAUUUAUCGACAAAAAUGGAAUCAAAUUGAUGUUUUUUCUGAUUCGUCAUCAGCCGUUUCAAAUGAUUCCAGCAAAGAAAAAUCGAGGAGCACUAACAAUGACGAAGAGAAAUUAGUCUUCGGUGUCGUUUUCAGUCUUCGAAACAUGGUAAAGAAGGUUGCUGGAAACUCCGAGGAAUUUCUUUCAUAUUCAACAUCAAAGUACAAACUUCAUUUUUACGAAACACCUUCCAAUAUUCGCAUGGCUUUAUUAACAAGCCCAAACGUUGAAAAUUUGGUUUACGUGUUGCACCAGGUGUAUGCUACGCUUUACGUUGAAUUUGUUGCAAAGUAUCCACUUUACUCUGGCAAAAGCAAAGAUUUCAGUGUCCGUAUACAAAAUCGAUUGUUUGAUGCAACUCUAGAUCGAUUUGUUCGCACACUAAGGUAA
Molecule: messenger RNA, 474 nt
Organism: Schizosaccharomyces japonicus yFS275
Lineage: Eukaryota; Fungi; Ascomycota; Schizosaccharomycetes; Schizosaccharomycetales; Schizosaccharomycetaceae
Product: TRAPP complex subunit Bet5
Exons: 2
Coding region: 1-474 (157 amino acids)
Biological process (GO): vesicle-mediated transport; endoplasmic reticulum to Golgi vesicle-mediated transport; Golgi vesicle transport
Cellular component (GO): TRAPP complex; endoplasmic reticulum; Golgi apparatus
Source: RefSeq, a predicted model, not a curated record